CUCCUGGAACAUGGCUGACAUGCAAAAUCUUGUAGAAAGAUUGGAGAGGGCCGUGGGCCGCCUGGAGGCAGUGUCGCAUACCUCUGACAUGCACUGUGGGUAUGGAGACAGUCCUUCCAAAGGAACAGUUCCAUAUGUGCAAGCAUUUGACUCACUGCUUGCCAAUCCUGUGGCGGAGUACUUGAAGAUGAGUCAGGAGAUUGGGGGAGACGUUCAGAAACAUGCGGAGAUGGUCCAUACAGGCCUGAAGUUGGAGCGAGCUCUCCUGGUUACAGCUUCCCAGUGCCAGCAGCCAGCCGGUAAUAAGCUUUCUGAUUUGUUGGCACCUAUCUCAGAGCAGAUCCAAGAAGUUAUAACCUUCCGGGAGAAGAACCGAGGCAGCAAGUUUUUCAAUCAUCUCUCGGCUGUCAGCGAAAGCAUCCAGGCACUGGGCUGGGUGGCUCUGGCUGCGAAACCUGGCCCCUUUGUGAAAGAGAUGAAUGAUGCUGCCACGUUUUACACAAACCGAGUCCUCAAGGAGUACAGAGAUGUGGAUAAGAAGCACGUGGACUGGGUCAGAGCUUACUUGAGUAUAUGGACAGAACUGCAGGCUUACAUCAAGGAGUUCCAUACCACUGGCCUGGCCUGGAGCAAGACGGGGCCUGUGGCGAAAGAACUGAGUGGGUUGCCAUCUGGACCCUCUGUUGGAUCAGGUCCACCUCCCCCGCCACCGGGCCCACCUCCUCCCCCAGUCCCUACCAGUUCCGGCUCCGAUGACUCUGCUUCCCGCUCAGCACUGUUUGCACAGAUCAAUCAGGGGGAGAGCAUCACACAUGCCCUGAAACAUGUAUCCGAUGACAUGAAGACUCACAAGAACCCUGCCCUGAAAGCUCAGAGCGGUCCAGUUCGGAGUGGCCCCAAACCAUUCUCUGCACCUAAACCCCAAACUACCCCCUCCCCCAAACCAGCCACAAAGAAGGAGCCAGCUCUGCUGGAACUGGAAGGCAAGAAGUGGAGAGUGGAAAACCAGGAGAAUGUUUCCAACCUGGUGAUUGAUGACACUGAGCUGAAGCAGGUGGCUUACAUAUACAAGUGUGUCAACACGACAUUGCAAAUCAAGGGCAAAAUCAACUCCAUUACUGUGGAUAACUGUAAGAAGCUUGGCCUGGUGUUUGAUGAUGUGGUGGGCAUUGUGGAGAUAAUCAAUAGCAGGGAUGUCAAAGUUCAGGUGAUGGGAAAAGUGCCAACCAUUUCCAUUAACAAAACAGAUGGCUGCCAUGCUUACCUGAGCAAGAACUCCCUGGACUGUGAGAUAGUCAGUGCCAAAUCUUCUGAGAUGAACGUUCUCAUUCCUACAGAAGGCGGUGAUUUUAAUGAGUUCCCAGUCCCUGAGCAGUUCAAGACCUUGUGGAAUGGGCAGAAGUUGGUCACCACAGUGACGGAAAUCGCGGGAUAAGCGAAUGCCUGCGGGUCCUGUGCCCUCUCCCUUCACACCACGGGAUCAUCUGUAUGGAGACGGUUCUUUUCUAGAUUUCCUCUACCUUUCUGCUCUUAAACUGCUUCUCUACUCUGAGAAGCCCAGCUACCUGCCUUCACUGAAUAUACCUCAGGCUGAGACGGGCGGGACAGCAGGUCAGUGGAUCUUCGCGGGAAGGUGCAGCUUCUCCGCAUCAGCGCAGCUGCUCCGCAGUCCGAGCUUACGGAGCUACAGGCCCAGACUGGGGCACUGAAGCUUUCAGCUUUGGGGGUCAUUCUACCAACAGUCCUUGGGGGUUAAAAACAAACAAAUCAGAAUGAAUACUAAUCUCCUAACAGUGAGCAUGGGGGUAGCAGGAGCCGAUGAUUACAGUAGGUUCUAAUCAAACCAACUUUCCGAUGUUGACAAGGGAGGCCAGGCUUGCCACCCAGCAUUCCAAGCCGACUUACUUCCUAAAAGCAUCCUUCAUUCUGCAUUCCAUUCUGGGUCAGUCUCAACCACAAUGUAGCAGGCAUUCAGCUUGCAGCUGCAGGAGCAGUACCCUUUUUUUUUGGGGGGGGGGGAAGUGUCUCAAACCUUUUUUUUUCCCCCCGUGGGAUGACUGCCUUGGUUCCCAUGGGGACCAAGGACUUAAAAAAGAAAAGCAGCACACUAUUCCAAGGAAUCUGGCACUUCUCCCCCUGCCAGUCAUACUCAGCAGCUUAGGGCCUCAUUCAGGCACCUGAACAGGACUAAGACCUCCACUGCAGACUGUUUAGGUCUUGAUACACACCAGAAUCUUGCACAGCAUUGCUACUGCAAAUCCCAGCUCUCCAUCUAGGACAUACUGACCAAAAUAUGCAACUUUUUUUUUUUUUUUGGUGGGAAGAGAGAUUGUCCUGUGACUUCUGCCCAUUUCCUGAGGCCUGUGGAAGUAAACCUUUAUGUACUUAAAGUUAUACAGAAAAUAGAAUAAAGUUAAUACCAAACUUG
Molecule: messenger RNA, 2428 nt
Organism: Psammomys obesus (fat sand rat)
Lineage: Eukaryota; Metazoa; Chordata; Mammalia; Rodentia; Muridae
Gene: Cap1
Product: cyclase associated actin cytoskeleton regulatory protein 1
Exons: 12
Coding region: 11-1435 (474 amino acids)
Biological process (GO): cell morphogenesis; cytoskeleton organization; regulation of adenylate cyclase activity
Cellular component (GO): cytoplasm
Molecular function (GO): adenylate cyclase binding; actin binding
Source: RefSeq, a predicted model, not a curated record